AGACACACCCCUGAAAUAUUUUCCCCCGCAUACAUGUCCGUAGCAACGUCCUAGCAACCGUUUUACAGGCGGAAUGUUUGGCCCUAUUCCAUACAAACGAUUUGAAAACACGCUCCAUUCGACCUUUUAGACCCUAGCACAUGGCCCAGUAGUGGCCCCCGUCUUUGUCCGGUGAAGUUAGCCCAAGCGGUUUUUGAGUAACACGCGUCCAUUCCGCAGCGGAGUUGUUCGUAUUAGACGCCGGUUUUCUACCCACGUGAAGUUUUUCCUGCGCUUUUGCCUGUACUGCGAGAACGUCUAAUCCCAUCUCUGGAAGGGACAGUUCAAGUCAAGACGGUGCAUUUUUUCUGUGGGACAAGACGUGCUCGGUAAGUGCACUAUGUACGUAAUGUUUGUCGGACUCAGCAACUCUUCCUCUUUGACUGGGGGCUGUAGGAUGUUCAGUUUUGUGGCCGUUUGCAGCAUGUGUUGGUGCAUGAUGUAAUUCAGUCGCUGCAGUGGAUCCUUGAUUCAUCUGUAGGAGUUCUCCAUGUGGUGGAAGUGUGUUUGGCUCAUUGUUCUCCCAUCAAUCCCGAGCCACACCUCCAUUGCCUCAGCCACGGAAGCACGUGAUCCUCUAGGAGAUGCAUUUUUGGUAUCACUGUUGCAUGGGGGAAUGAGGUCCUGUAGUGGCCCAGGAACUGGCUGGUGACAUCAGCACUUCCAUGCACACAGGACACAUGAGAGACGGGGCAUGCUUCCGUCAUGUGGGGUGUCCAGUUGAAUAAUUCCAGAGUUGCUAUUACAGAAAUGUGUGGGGUGCUGUUUGAUGUCAUCUCUCUCAACCUCAAUACCAAAAGCACUUCUCAGUUCUUCUCUGUGACUGGUGCACAAGAAAGAGGUGGACCUGCUCUUUGCCUGCUGAAGCCUCCCUGCACACACCCUACAAUGCUUUCCUAGUAACUCUGUGUGGUUCUCUGCUGUUUCUUCCAUACUUUACUGUUUUAUAAUAAUGUAUAAUCAUUGGUCC
This is a messenger RNA of Geodia barretti, 1009 nucleotides long. The record is from the annotation of a GenBank genome assembly. NCBI's taxonomy places the organism in Eukaryota, Metazoa, Porifera, Demospongiae, Tetractinellida, Geodiidae.